UAUGUGUCAACUUCGUAGUGCUGCCAGACUGUUAAAAACGACAAUAUACACAAAGGAUAGAAAUUUUAAAUGUUUAAUUGAAAUUACAUUUCUUGUUACGCAACAAAAUAUACUUGCAUUAUGACUGAUCCGGAACCUAGCGUGGAAACUAAGCUAACUAUGCAGCCGCUUGAAGAGAAGCUGGAAGAACAAGCGAACGAACAGAUGCAUGUGAAAGAAGUGGAUAUUUAUCGUGAUACCUUUUUGCGUUACAUGGGCUACAGCAACGAGGUGGGUGAAGCGUUCCGUCCUUUAUUGCCAAAAUCUAUAAUUGCCGCCUCUUAUGGCAUGGCAGUUGGCUAUGUCUGUACGGAUACAUUUGACAAGGCAUUGCGCCAUCAAAUGGCUGGCGGCUCUGAUCGACAGGUGGCGCUAGUGGGCGCCGAUGUUUUUACUUGGCAAAUGUUUGCGUCAGUUAUAAUUCCUGGAUUGACAAUCAACCGCAUCACUGCAGUCAGCAGAAUGCUGUUGAAGAAGUCGCCCAGUUUAGUGGGGAAGACGUUGCCUACGUUAAUUGGAUUGAUUAGCAUCCCUCUGAUAGUGCAUCCCAUUGAUAAUAUGGUUGAUCGAAUUAUGGACGCCACUUACAGGAAGCUGGUGCGAUAAAUAACAGAAUUCCCGGACAGUUUAUUCAUGAUUGGUGCUACUUGUGUUGUUCAUUCAAGCAUUCCCAAAAU
Molecule: messenger RNA, 716 nt
Organism: Drosophila hydei
Lineage: Eukaryota; Metazoa; Arthropoda; Insecta; Diptera; Drosophilidae
Product: mitochondrial fission process protein 1
Exons: 3
Coding region: 121-645 (174 amino acids)
Biological process (GO): mitochondrial fission
Cellular component (GO): mitochondrion
Source: RefSeq, a predicted model, not a curated record